Molecule: messenger RNA, 7720 nt
Organism: Boleophthalmus pectinirostris (great blue-spotted mudskipper)
Lineage: Eukaryota; Metazoa; Chordata; Actinopteri; Gobiiformes; Gobiidae
Product: polycystic kidney disease 1 like 1
Exons: 53
Coding region: 29-7588 (2519 amino acids)
Biological process (GO): detection of mechanical stimulus
Cellular component (GO): membrane
Molecular function (GO): calcium channel activity; protein binding
Source: RefSeq, a predicted model, not a curated record
CUCUGAUGUCACUGUGGAAUUCCUGGGUAUGACCCCCAAAGGUCAAAGUUCAUUCCAUGUCAACAUUCUGGAUCAAGGCUCCUUUAAUGUUUCAUCCAAUUGGAGUUUAGGUUCUCCAGGAACAUAUGAAAUCAGAGUCAUUGCAUUCAAUAUUAUCUCCAUGUUCACUGCUACCUAUAAUGUCUCAGUUUUGACACGAACAACAGAAGGUCUGAUGGACGUUUGGCUAAUUGGAGCUGCUGCUUGCAGUGGUGGAGUGGACAGUGAAUCUCCUGGAGACUGUACCUGGUGCCUCACACAACGAGAGGAGACGUGCUGCCCCAAGUCAAUAUGCAUCAACAUGCAGAACAACACUGUGCACGUAAAAAGGACAAAGGAGAAGAAUGCAAAGGAGAAGAGAGACUUAAUUCAUAAUAGCAAUGUAGUUGAGGUUUAUGCUGCAAAUCAAGCCUAUCCAACCAACACCGAAGUCCAUUUCUUAGCACGGACAAAUGCACAGGACUCUAUGGAGUUUCUAUGGCAAUUUGGAGACUCAACUUCUGCACGAAAUAUAGACAACGCCAUUACUAAAAGAUACCGCAACCCAGGAAGGUAUAAUGUUACAGUUGUCAUGGUAACUCCUCGGCUGUCCACCACCUCGAAGCCUUUUCCCAUUAUAAUCCAAAGAGCAGUAAAACUAAAUCGACUUAUCCACCAGGCCUCUGUGCUGCAGUAUCACACUGUAGUAUUUAGCUGCAGAGUAAAUACUGGGACAGAUCUCGAUUUCUUAUGGACAUUUGGAGAGGGCUCAUCUAAACUUGGACACAGCACAGAGCAACAUGUCUUUCAGAGGUUGGGAGAGUUUGUGAUAGAAGUGACAGUUUUUAACCUGGUCAGCUACGCCUCUCUGAGAAGUCACAUCUUUGUAGUGGACAAACCCUGCCAGCCUCCGCCUGUAAAAAACAUGGGGCCACUCACGAUAAAAGUUCCCAGAUAUGAACCCAUCCACCUUGGAGUGACUUAUGAGUCUGAAUUUAAUUGUGACAUUUUAUUUUCAAGAGGAAUUCAGUACAGCUGGACACUGUACAACUCUACAAAACAAGCUAUUUCUUUACCUCAUAUAGAGACACAUAGGCAGACCCUGGUAUUCCCAAGUCAUUUUCUACAUUAUGACACAUACACUGCAAUUGCUAAGGUUCAAGUUGUUGGCAGUGUGGUGUACAGCAACUAUAGUGUAAGACUGAAAGUGGUAGAGACUGCUCCUGUUGUGAUGAUUCGAGGAGGUACCAAUGUUUUUAUUAACAAGAAAAACAUGACUGUGGUCACACUGGAUGGGACAAAAUCACAUGAUCCAGACUUUCCCCACAACAAAGCGAGAUUUAGCUGGAUUUGUAAACCAGUCAGUACCAUCCCCAGCUCCUGCUUUGAUCGUGAAGUUCCCAUGUCCUCUGCUGUGAUAGCUUUUCCUUCAUCUUUUCUUAAACAAAACUUUGAUCAGUUUCAAUUCACACUCACCAUAGAAAGUGCUGGACGAUCAGCUUCAUCUGAGAUCUUCCUCACUGUCAAAACAGACAUACAAGGGAAAGUGUCCAUUGAAUGCCCUCAAUAUCAAAACAACAAAGUGAACUGGGAUCAGCCAUUUCCUGUCCAGGCUUUUUGUGAACAAUGUAAAAUCCCUUCCACAGUCAUUAAUUAUUCGUGGAGUCUGUACCAGGUCAAUGCUUCUUCCAGACCUAUCAACAAAGUUCCAUUUUGCCACACAGUGGAUUUCAGUGCUCCAUCAGCUAUAAAGGACACACCCACAGAGACUUCUCCUUUUCAGAGACAAUGGAGAAGUGUUUUGAACCCCAGGCCUGAUUCUACAAUAGACUUUACAAUGACAAGUUCAGGAGAGGACUUACUUUAUACUGUACAAGAAUUAGACACAUUUGACUCCUCACCUAUCGCCCCUGAAUACCGUGGACAUGUUCAAGAAAUCAUGGAUUUAACUGAAUCAUCUUCUGACUGGAUUUUUCCUUUUGAUAUUGACCCACAGUAUGAUUCUUUCCUCAACGCAGAGGAGGGAGAGUCUGAUAUAUCACCAGGAAGAACCACAGUUGAGGAUGGUGAGAGCUUCAGUCUGGGGGAGGAGUUGGAGUUUGACCCAGAAUCACAUAGAGAGGAGGGCAGUAAUCUGGUGGAUGUGAGGCCUAGUGUUGUGGUGCAAGAGCGCACUCUACUGGAUCUGCCCCGUGACCCUGUGCCGCAAUGGAUCUUUGAGUCCUACACUUCUACAGGAAUUUCCUCAUCUGAACUCAAUUUUAAACCAUUUAGUCUGCAGCCUGGGAGCAGAUACAUGUUGGAAGUCAUAGCAGCUCACGAUUCCCAAAAGCUGUUUUUGGGGCGUACACAGUUCUUCUUUCAAACCAAACCAGCUCCCAAAGGAAUGACGUGUCAAGUGCAACCACUAACAGGAGUGGAGCUACUCACUGUCUUCAGCAUUUUCUGUUCAUCAGGGAAAGAGGACUUAUUUUACAAAUACAGCUACAGUGUUGGAAACAAACCUCCACAAACUUUAUAUCAAGGCACAGACUUCGAGCACUAUUUCAGUCUUCCCGUUGGAGAUCCAAACAAUGAUUAUAAAGUUACCGUUUCUAUAGAGAUCAGGAGCAGCAUUGAUGGAGGCACCACCGGCCCCUGUCCCGUCUCUGUCACAGUCCAGCCACAGUUUACAAGAGACACCUACUCAGCCGGUGAUCCAGUAUUGGAGCUUUCACAAAUAGCAUUACGAAACCUCUCCAGUCGUCUUGGAAACAGCAGAGAGACCCUAAACUAUAUCCGAAUAGUCACAGAUAUCUUGAACAGACUGAGCAUGGAGCCUGGGGUCAACAUGCAGUCCCUGGUGUUUUUACGUAACGCACUUGUUUGCAUUGUGUGUGACAUCGAAGCUAUUGAUCAGUUUUCCGUGCUAGGUACCAUUCAUAUACUGAAGAACCUUUUGCAAAAAACAUACCAAGUGUCAUUAGCAACUAUAAGUAAAGUUACGAGCCUCAUGCACUUAAUCACAAAUAAACAGUUUGUGGACCUGAAGACUUUGAACAAUAUGAUCUCUUUACAUGCACACAACCUGAAUACUGUUACUGGCUAUGACUAUCAAAAGGAUAUUACUAACAUUGCAACAGAAUUUGAGCUAUCCCUUUACAAUUUAGCAGGCAAUAAUGCAAUAUCUACAAUAUACAGUUGCUUAACACACACCACUGGUUCACUGAAUGGACUCAGUUUGGCAAAGCAUCUUGUAGACAGUAUUCUACGAGCAGUCUCAUUAAUAACACUGAGAUUUGUCUUGCUACACCAAAUGGAAGAGUUCAAAUUGAGUGCGGGCUCUGUGUCUGUAUACUCCACAUACCAAAUUCAAAGGACUACAGUUAGUAGUGGUUUUAGUGUUUUUUACCUGCCCCAAUCUUUUGUCCAUCAUCUUGACACAUGUGUGAUCAGUGUAGUGACCGAACUCAACCAAAACCCUUAUUUUUGGGCUAACUAUCCUGGAAAGCUGAGAGGACCAGUGGUUGAACUAAGUUUGUUCAGAUGUAAAACAAGAAGGAAAAUCCCAAUUAAUUUCUUUGCUGAGCCUUUUCAAGUAGAAGCACAACCACCAGAAAAACAAACUGCCAUGGCUGAAUACAUUCUCCAACACAACGAGAUAAACUACCACAGCUUUAAUAUUUCCCAUGAGCACUUGCAGCAUGCUAUCCAGCUUUGUGUUCAGUUCAUUCCACCAGCCACCAGGGUGUUUCCAGUUGUGCUACUUUUUAGGAUGUUUGCCAAGCCGACGCCAAGUGAAUACCAUUUGCACUCGACGCACCACUGGGAAAGAAGUGUAAUUCGCAUGACACUGCCUUCAUCCUACCUCAAUGCUGGUGGCAUUGGAUACCUUGCCCUCCUGAAUGCUGAUUUUGAGAGGCCUCACAGAUGGAGGAAUACAAAGGUCAGUUACAGAGUGAGAGUGGACAGGAGCCAGUGUGUGUCCUGGGAUGCUCAGAAAGGGGCGUGGACAACAGACAACUGUAAAACACAGACUAAUGACACGUCCUUCGCUGUUAACUGCAGCUGUCAUCACUUGCAUCCAGUGACAGUUGUACAAGAGCAGAUACCAACCAACCUUGACACAGGAGAGACAGGAGCAUUUUUUAGUGUGCCCUAUAACUGGACAGUGGUCAUUACGCUGUUGUUGGGCAUGUCUUUGUUCAUUAGCGCACUGGUUUUGAGUUCAAACGCUGGCGUGGUCUCUGGGGAGAGAAGAGUGCACUACUUGUCUGAUAAUUUACUGUGUGAGCCGCACAUUUACGCUGUCACCAUCUACACCGGCCUCUGCUCUGCACCAGAGAUGAGCGCAAAGGUUUACAUUGUGCUUUGUGGAGAAAAUGGCUUUACUCAGACAAAGGAACUUCAAGUCCCAGGAUGCACUUUAUUUAGGAGGAACUCUCAUGACACUUUCAUUGUCAGUACAACUAAGAGCUUGGGAUCAGUGUGUGGGAUUCACAUCUGGCACGACAACUCGGGACCAACUCCAACAUGGUACAUCAAAAGUUUGGAAGUGUUUGAGGUUAAGGGGCGUGUGUGGCUCUUUGACUGUCAGUGCUGGUUGGCCGUGGACAGGAGCGACGGACAAGUGGAGAGAAUGUUGAGAGUUUACAAUCAGAAAAUGAGCUUUGGAAAGAUGUUGUGUCUCAAAGUGUCGGACUACAUGGCAGACUUCCACAUCUGGGUUUCUGUUUACACCUCUCCAAACCUGAUCUCUUUCACACAAUGCCAAAGACUGUGCAUGUGUAUUUUAUUGUGGCUAGGCUACACAUGUGUCAGCACUGUUAUCAUAUCACAAAGAAAUUACAAGAUGCAUUUUGAGCUGGACGUUAAAGAAAUAUCAAUGGACGCGGUCACAACAGGGAUAUUAAGUGUUGCUUUAGUUCUACCUACAGCAACUUUAUUAUGGUUUAUAUUUCGGCUCAGUCAAGUCAAAGUUAUGAGACUGGCAACUAAAAGCACAGGGGAAACCAAGACAGAAGACACUGAAGAUGCUCCUUCACUGAACACUAUUUCUGAGCUGUACUUCUCAUGGGGCAGCCUACAACAGUGGCUGCAAGAAUCCUGGAGAAAGAAAUAUCAAGAUACAGAUCUUUCCUCAGUCUCCAGUUGGGGUCUAGAUGAUACAAUUUUAGAUGAAAUCCAAAAUAAUGUGACUAUAAGUAAAGAAGACGUAAUUGUAAUUGAUGGUAAGGACGAGACCCAGGAUUCAAGUUUGUCCAGAGAUGAGAAAAAGAAAGAAAAUGCAACUUAUAAGACCAAGGAAAGUAGCCAAGAAGAUCCAAAAAUGCCUCAAUGGUUUUACUGUGUGGCUUGGGUCCUAUGGCUGUUGCUUUGCCUAAUCUGCCUGAUUUCCUCUGCUAUCCUUGGAGUAAGGUUUACCCACAGAGAGGCAGUGAUGUGGAUACAAUCACUUUUCUUCUCUCUUUUGUUUUGUAUUUUCUUCAUUCAUCCACUACUGGUUUUCACAAUGGCACUGGUCACUGUUUUGAUGUGGCACAGAAAAAGCACGUUUAUAUUAAAGUUUUCAACUCACCACAUGCAUAAAAGCAUUUUCAAAGCCAUUGAAAACUGUACUUUGCAUCCAACAGGAUAUCCAACCCUCCUGAAGACCAAACCAGGCCAAGUUACAGGUCAUAUCUGUGAAGAGGCGACCUUACUCGCAGAGUCAGAAUGCCUGUUUUUCCAGGUUCGACAAAGACAACGGUUCUUGCGUCUUGUUCGACCCCCAACUUUUACAGAGCUCAGAAACUCUCGUCGUAACAGAAAAAGAGACAGGCUUAUUCAAGAAACAAUAUGGGAUUGGUUUGUUUUUGGCUCAAUGCUUUCUUUGAUGGUGUGUGUGACCUAUGAGAGCUCUUCCAGUGACUAUUACAAUCUCAACAAAGCUGUCCAAAAACAUUUCAUGAGUGGACAAGACAGUUUAAUGAGUGUCCAAACAUAUGAUGACUGGUGGAGGUGGGCACAGACUAGUCUCAUUGAUACACUGUACAAAAGUACAUCAUCUGCAUCUAAGUUUUCUGCAUUUCAAAACUCUCAUAUCUUAAUCGGAGAGCCUGUCCUUUGGAAAACAGAGGCAACACUUCAUAAGGGUUUAAAUUCAACUUUGGUACCAAAUUGUCAUGAGAUCAGUUUGAAAAAUAAGAAAUUACUUAUUCAUAUGUGCUCUGAUAAUUUGGAUGAUCAAAAAAUGUCAACAAACGAAGCUAAAACUGCUUUGGGACACACAAAGACCAUUGCUGAAUCUAAACUCAAACAGAUAAAAUCAGAACACUGGAUAGGCAAUAGUACGAUGGUCUUGAAGGCUCAUUUUAUCCUGUACAGUCCAGCUCCAAACCUGUUCACCAGUGUCACUCUCACCAUCAAACAGAUGCCUUUUGGGCUCCUCCUGCCCUCAGCCAUUGUCCAGUCUGUACAUGUGUUUGAUACUGGCUCUAAAUGGGACUAUGUGGUUCUGGCUUGUAAGCUACUUUUUCUGAUGAUUUUAUUCCUGCGUUUGUGCCAUCACAUUUUGUCUCUUUGUGAGAAAGGACUGAUCAUGUACAGCAAGAUCCCGUGUAACUGGUUAGAAGUUGGUAUAUUCAUAGUAGCCAUCAUCUAUUAUCUUUACUGCAUUUAUCGCUCCACUCUGGUCAGUGAAGUUGCAGAGUUACUGCAAAGACAAAACAGCAAGACACAGAUUGAUUUGAGUCAAUUAGCCACUUGGGAUCAGACUAUACAUAACCUGCGCGGCACAUUACUUUUCCUGCUAACCUUGAGGUGUGUAACUGUGGUAAAAAAGACAACUCCCCAGACCAACUCCAAAUGCAGCCUCUACUGGAUUUUGAUUGCAGGUCUCAUCUUUGUAUCUGCAUUGUCCUCUAUGAGAAGACUGGUCCAUAUCCAAAGACUUGUAUUUAAUCAUGGUGUUUUUGCUAUAACUAGACUAAUGUGGAUUACCCUGGUUAUAAAUGUUGUGUCUUCAUCUGCAAAAAGUGUGAGAAGAAGGAGGAAUAUUUUCACUAUAACUGAUUUGGUUCAGUACAUAAAAAAGAAGCUGUUUUCAAUAUGGACUCGAUCAGCACACUUAGAUCAUAACAUAGAGAGAAAGACCUAUUACUUUGAGCAGUUUGAAAGUGUAUUGGACGAACUGUUGUUUAGACUUGAUGUUCUGUCUGACCAAACUGGAGACUAUGGAGAGGACAGUCCCAUUUGUCCAAGGCAGGAUUCAUUUAAGACACGAGUAAACAAAAACAGCAAUGAGGCUCGUGCAUGGGAUGUUUUGGCUUUGGAAAUGGAACAAGCUUUAAUCUCAUCUUGUUUAGAAAAGUCUGGACCAGAUGAACUCAAUCAUCUUCUUCCACACAGAGGAAAAGGAGACAAGAUUUCAGAAGUGAUUGAUCUGUCAAAUAAAAUACAACUGGGUGAAGUUAAAUGUGACAAAAACACAGAAGAAAGAGAGAUGGAUACAUUAAAAGGACAGUUUACGCUCACAAACCUGGCCAAAUCUGCAGAGGUGGUUGUGGAAGUGCUUGUUCAUAAAGAACAAUUGAUUUAUGAUGAACUUUGAAAAAACUUCAGUUGAUGCAUCUAAAUGAUGAGUACUGUGUGUCUUUAAACUUGUGUGCGCGAUGCUGAAUGAAAUCAAUGUGACUGGGAGCUGUCAAAUUAAAUAAAGCUUUGCCCCAGGCUGUGAAGAAUA